Epinephelus moara (kelp grouper) is the source of this 381-nucleotide messenger RNA. Its product is annotated as 40S ribosomal protein S20-like. Gene Ontology annotation, biological process: translation. The coding region runs from base 1 to 381 and encodes 126 amino acids. Gene Ontology annotation, cellular component: ribosome; cytosolic small ribosomal subunit. The record is from RefSeq and is a predicted model, not a curated record. Lineage: Eukaryota; Metazoa; Chordata; Actinopteri; Perciformes; Serranidae. Gene Ontology annotation, molecular function: structural constituent of ribosome. The transcript has a single exon.
AUGGCCUUCAAGGACACUGGCAAGGGACCUGUUGAGACUGAGGACGCCAUUCACCGCAUCCACAUCACCCUCACCAGCUACAGUGUCAAAUCUCUGGGGAAAGUCUGUGCAGACUUGAUCUGUGGGGGUAAGGACAAGAACCUAAAGGUGAAGGGACCCGUCCACAUGCCUACCAAGACUCUGUCCAUCACCACCAGAAAAACUCCCUGUGGUGAAGGAUCCAAAACCUGGGAUCGCUUCCAGAUGAGGAUCCACAAGCGCCUGAUUGAUCUGCACAGCCCAUCUGAAAUUGUCAAGCAGAUAACCUCAAUCAGCAUCAAACCAGGUGUUGAGGUUGAAGUUACUAUCGCAGACGCACAAACGGUGCUGAUGAUUCAAUAA